Triplophysa dalaica is the source of this 789-nucleotide messenger RNA. It is a transcript of the gene fam32a, whose product is annotated as family with sequence similarity 32 member A. Gene Ontology annotation, cellular component: nucleolus. Bases 37 to 423 code for a protein of 128 amino acids. Lineage: Eukaryota; Metazoa; Chordata; Actinopteri; Cypriniformes; Nemacheilidae. The transcript has 4 exons. The record is from RefSeq and is a predicted model, not a curated record.
UUAGCUCCUGGCCGCUAGAGGGCAGUAAUACCGCGAAUGAUCCAUAAAGACUCUGUUUGGACGGCCACUGUUUUAGUAGUAGAAUCUAGGAUGUCGGAAUACGCACCUACCCAGAAAGGCGCUUUAAAAUUAAAAGGAGUCCAGUUGCCAAGUAAAAAGAAAAAGAAGAAGGAUAAGGAAAGGAAGAAUUUGGAGCAGCAAAUGCUGGCCAGUCAAGCUGAAGAAGAGGGGUCUGAGAAUGGUUACGUUGAUAAAAGGACACCAGCUCAGAUGGCGUUUGACAAAGUACAGGAGAAAAGGCAAAUGGAGCGGAUUUUAAAGAAGGCCUCCAAGACACACAAGAGAAGAGUUGAGGAUUUUAACAGACACCUGGACGCAUUGACAGAGCAUUAUGACAUACCCAAAGUCAGCUGGACUAAAUAAAGGAUCUUCUUCGGCUUCUUUUUCAUCUGGGUGCUGGCAGAGUAACAUUAUCUUUUAUGAUGUUACGUUUAAUCACAAUCUGUUAUGCUUUUACUGUAUAUACUUUUUUGUUGAACUUGUAUAUUGUUGGUUGCCAGUGUCCAGCAGGAUUUGUAGAUUUGGGUCAUUCUACAACGUUACGUCUUUUUGUAAUUGAUUUCUUGAUACUUCAGAUAAUGCAAGACUGCAUCUUCAAAGUUAAGUUGUUUUCUUUCACAUUUUCAUGAUUGCUGAUUUGCAUAUCAACAUUCUCCCUUUACAGGAGAAUGGUGUUAUUGUUGUUCGGCUUUUUCACCAAUAAAUUUGGCUACUGUCGUCUAAAAUGUC